Molecule: messenger RNA, 679 nt
Organism: Rhodamnia argentea
Lineage: Eukaryota; Viridiplantae; Streptophyta; Magnoliopsida; Myrtales; Myrtaceae
Product: histidine-containing phosphotransfer protein 4
Exons: 7
Coding region: 137-592 (151 amino acids)
Biological process (GO): phosphorylation; phosphorelay signal transduction system; cytokinin-activated signaling pathway
Cellular component (GO): nucleus; cytoplasm
Molecular function (GO): protein histidine kinase binding; histidine phosphotransfer kinase activity
Source: RefSeq, a predicted model, not a curated record
UGCAUGGUCUAUCACGCCUCUACUAAACGCUAGCUUGCACCAUUGUGUAUCAUCCUUCUCUCCAUCUCCUUUUAACUCUUUACACAAGAACUUCGAAACCCCCCCUUCUGUUGUACUUCCUGAAGUUGUUUCGCCGAUGGAGAGGAACAAUCAGCUGCACCGCCAAGUUGCUCUCAUGAGGCAAUCCCUCUUUGAUCAGGGAUAUCUUGAUGAACAAUUUGUUCAGUUGGAAGAGCUACAAGACGACACGAACCCUAAUUUUGUCGAGGAAGUUGUGACAUUGUAUUACCGUGAUUCAGCUCGACUAGUCGCCAGCAUAGAGCAGGCGUUGGACAACAGACCUCUUGAUUUCAACCGGUUGGAUAGCUACAUGCAUCAGUUCAAAGGAAGCAGCUCAAGCAUUGGAGGCAGAAAAGUCAAAGCUGAGUGCUCGCAGUUCAGGGAAUAUUGCAGGACAGGAAAUGGAGAAGGAUGCAUUAGGACUUUCCAGCAGGUGAAGAGGGAAUAUGCAACAUUGAGGAAGAAACUUGAGGCCUACUUUCAGUUGGCAAGACAAGCAGGGCCCAGAGACACAGCUUCUCGCUCCACAUAGGAAAAAAGAGAAUCUUUUAAUAAUCUGCUGAAAAUAGUAAGCAAUGGCUCGGGAGGCUGCAAUGUAUGAGAGUGAGUGAGUGGUUGG